Cornus florida is the source of this 767-nucleotide messenger RNA. RefSeq names its product glycine-rich RNA-binding protein 8-like. The coding region runs from base 159 to 686 and encodes 175 amino acids. The transcript is spliced from 2 exons. The record is from RefSeq and is a predicted model, not a curated record. NCBI's taxonomy places the organism in Eukaryota, Viridiplantae, Streptophyta, Magnoliopsida, Cornales, Cornaceae.
CUCUAUUAAAAGAGCCCCGUCACUUCUCUUCCUCCCCCACGCAAUCCUCUUAAGCAGAGUCCAGAGAGGGUUUGAGAGAGUGUGUGAAGUGUGUGAAGUCAUAGUUGGAGAGAGAUCAAGGGAAGAACCCUUCUGUUGUUCUUAUUGUGCCCUUUUACAUGGCUCGUCAAGGGAAUUUCUUCUCUAUCUUGAUCGGAGAAGAAAGCGAGGUUGAUGCCGCAGACCUCGCCGCAAAGAUCGAGGCGGAGCGGCUGAGGAAAGAAAAAGAGCGGCUGAAGAAAGAAGAAGAGCGGCUGAAGAAGGAGGAAGAAGAACGGCGGUUGAACCCCCAUUAUGUGAAAUCUGAGACAGUGAGAGGAGGAGGCAGUGGUUAUCGCAGGAAUAAUGGAGGAGCUGAUGGUUAUCAACCCAACUAUAAAGGAAAUGCAGGGGCUGAAGGUUAUAGGAGGAAUAAUGGACCAGUUGCUAACUCUACAAAUGGUGGUGGACGAGGAUGUGGCCAGGAGGAGCGAACUUGGGGCAGGGGAUAUUCACGGCCUGCACCAGUAGCUAACUCUACAACUGGUGCCGGUGUUGGUGGGAACAGGGGGGCCGAAAAUUCACGGCCACGAGUAGCUGCUGCUGUUCCUUCAGUUGAAGAUCCUCUUCACUUUCCCGACCUGGGUAAAAAAGCCGUGAAAGCAUGAUCCUCGUUAAUGUAUUCUUUCUAGCAACAAGUUGGAGAAAAUUUUGAAUUGCUUUAUAACAUAAGUAUUUUGUUUAUUCCA